GUGUGGAUCAAACGGAGGACACGCAGACCGACGGCGUCACAGGCAGCGGAUCACAGCCGAGCGCAGAGAGCCGAGUCCCGGUCACCAUGUCGGUGCUCGGCCCGGCCACCAGCAGCGCUGACGCCUGCCUCAGCAUCGUCCACAGCCUGAUGUGCCACCGGCAGGGCGGAGAGAAUGAGGGCUUCGCCAAGCGAGCCAUCGAGAGCCUGGUGAAGAAACUGAAGGAGAAGAAGGACGAGCUGGACUCACUCAUCACCGCCGUCACCACCAACGGCGUCCAUCCCAGCAAGUGUGUCACCAUCCAGAGGACGCUGGACGGACGGCUGCAGGUAGCAGGUAGGAAAGGCUUCCCUCACGUGAUCUACGCCCGUCUGUGGCGUUGGCCUGACCUCCAUAAGAACGAGCUGAAACACGUGAAGUUCUGCCAGUUUGCGUUCGACCUGAAGUACGACAGCGUGUGUGUGAACCCGUACCACUACGAGAGGGUGGCGUCUCCCGCCGCCACAGGUCCUCAGUCUCUGAUAAAGGAGGAGUUCGUUCAGGACUGUCUGCAGAUCGACCUGCCCCCCCAUCCCGACCCCUAUAACCAGCCCCGCCCUGUCGACAUGUAUCCCAGCAUGCCUCUGUCUUCUUCAGGCAGCAGCUCCGUGACGUCUGCAGCUCUGUCCGCCGCCGCCGCCGUUUGCGGAGGCCCUGCUGGUGUUGGCGUCAGCAGCGAGGGCCCGGGGCUCCUUCAGAUUGUCCCGUCUCAGAACGAAGGGGGUCGGGCCUCGCCGGCUCACCCGAAUGCCGACCACACGCCUCGGCCUCCUCACCCUCCCACUCCCCCCUCACCACACCAGCAGAGCCAUGAGUACAGCAGCCCCCCCAGAGCCGCCUCCUGGACAGGUAACAGCCCCACCCCCUACAGCCCUGCAAGACCUCCACAGAGUGGGCGGAGCCAUCAGCAGCCUCAGUUACAUCACCACCACCAUGGCCCCAAUACACACUUCUGGUCACAGCAUCACAGUACUGCUCCAUAUCCACAGCCAGUGUCCAACCACCCAGGUCCAGAGUUCUGGUGCUCGAUCUCAUACUUCGAGUUGGACGUCCAGGUUGGUGAGAUGUUUAAGGUUCAGUCCAGCUGUCCUUUGGUGACGGUGGACGGAUACGUGGAUCCUUCAGGAGGAGAUCGUUUCUGUCUGGGACAGCUGAGCAAUGUCCACCGCACUGCCGCCAGCCACCGUGCCAGGCUCCACAUCGGUCGGGGGGUUCAGCUGGAGUGUCGGGGAGAGGGGGACGUCUGGAUACGCUGCCUUAGCGAUCACUCUGUGUUCGUUCAGAGUUUCUACCUGGAUCGAGAGGCAGGCCGAACACCUGGAGACGGAGUUCAUAAGAUCUACCCCGGAGCUUAUAUCAAGGUGUUUGAUCUGCGGCAGUGUCACAGACAGAUGCAGCAGCAGGCAGCUGCAGCCCAGGCAAUGACAGCGAAUCAGGCGGCUGCGGUUGUCGGAGCAAUUACCGGACCUUCAAAUGGUGUUGGAGGGAUGCCCCCUGCUGUCAGUGUGUGUUCGGCAGCAGGUCUGGGCGUGGACGACCUGCGCAGGCUGUGUAUCGUGCGCCUGAGCUUCGUUAAAGGUUGGGGGUGUGAUUACCCGAGACAGAGCAUUAAAGACACCCCCUGCUGGCUGGAGGUUCACCUGCACCGAGCGCUGCAGCUGCUGGACCAGGUGCUGCACAUGCUGCCACCGCGAGAACACACACUCUGACACACUGCGCAGUGUGUGUGUGUGUACGUGUGUGCGUGUGUUUCUCUGUGGGCUGCAGGUGUGUUUGAGAUGAGGAUUCGUCCACAGCUGGAAACAGAGGAGCUGUGAUGGACAGACACCUGGCACCAUCUAACCUGUCAGGGUUCAUCAGCCCCGCCCACCCCGUCCUCCCACAGACAGGUGUAAGCAAACACUGGUAGGUUCACACCGGUACUGACCUCCAGGCUUCAGACAAUCAGCCAAUCACAUCAUCUGAUUCCUCCUGUCAAUCAAAUGAUAGCAGCGUCCAGUGUGACAUGUUAAAGAGUCAGUUCACAUAAAUAUGAGAGAAAAUCCUGAAAAUCCUUAAAGGACUCAGUGUCCUGAUCUGGCUCCUGAGCUCCUCCGGUCACAGGAGGACCCUGUAGACACAUCCAGACUUCAGGCUCAGGUAUUUCAUUCAUUUCAAAUCUGUGAGCAGCUCAUGGAAUUCAUUUCCUGGAUAUCUGUAGUGAAAUGUUCUGAAAACUCGACUCGUACAACAAAUAAGGAUUAAAACAAAUAACUGUGAAGGAAUCAAAUUCAAGUUAAAAAAAAAAGUAAAUAUAUGUCAGAUGUACAUGUGUAACAAGUUUGAGACGUGCAGAAUAUUUCAUAUAUCACA
Messenger RNA from Toxotes jaculatrix (banded archerfish), 2391 nucleotides. RefSeq names its product mothers against decapentaplegic homolog 4-like. Gene Ontology annotation, molecular function: DNA-binding transcription factor activity, RNA polymerase II-specific; RNA polymerase II cis-regulatory region sequence-specific DNA binding; I-SMAD binding. Gene Ontology annotation, cellular component: heteromeric SMAD protein complex. The record is from RefSeq and is a predicted model, not a curated record. The transcript has 11 exons. Bases 87 to 1748 code for a protein of 553 amino acids. Gene Ontology annotation, biological process: transforming growth factor beta receptor signaling pathway; cell differentiation; anatomical structure morphogenesis. NCBI's taxonomy places the organism in Eukaryota, Metazoa, Chordata, Actinopteri, Toxotidae.